AGUUAAAUACUAGAAGGGGUAAUAGUAAUAUUCCAGCUAAGCAUAUUCACCUUCCUUUUGUUCUUUCCAAUCUCCACUCUCAAUAUUCUCAGAACUCUCUUCUGCUUUUCACUGUUUCAGUUUGUUCUGGUAAUAAUGGAAUCAUGUAGGUGAAUGAAUGCUGUGUCCCUGAUGAAGGGCAGGAUAGUCAUUUCACCUGACAUGUGAAACCAUCUUGAAAUAAUACUUGCAGCAUUCUUGGUGUUUUCUCUUUCAUUAAAUCAAUUCUAGAAUCACAAGUGUUCUGGAAAUUUUACAUUCUUCACUGGUCAGGUUCUCACAUGCAUCAUUGGUUGUUGGAUUGAGGAAACAAUAUUUGUCUGAUUCAUUGCAAGCUACAUAGGCAAGAACUAAGCUGAAGUUCAGAAUUCACUAUGGACUGUGCAUAGGUAGUGAGAAAAUGAGUUACUGAUGAAGGAAACAGUUUUCAUGAGAGUUUUGUUCUGCAAGAUCCAGUGUCCAUUCAUGUGCUUCUGCAAGCCCUCUGCCGUGCAUCUUUACGCAUCAGGGCCAUUGAAAUUGGAGAACGCUCCACACGUUUUUCCUUCAACGGUGUCUGAUGAUGUUUCUGAUGAGUCUUCAUCGUCAUCGUCGUCGUCAUCAUCAUCAUCUGGUCUGAAAGAGGAGGAUGUGGAUGUGAAGCAUGAGGCUGAGGUUGUGCUCAAGAGCUGUCUCAGGAAGCUCCCGUCUCGGCCUGACAGAGAUGUCGAGAAGAAAAGGGUGCGAUGGAGGGAUAGCUUAGGGAAACAACUUGUUGAAAUCAAGGAGUUUGAAUCCAGGGGAUACCGAUAAUGAAGAGGAAAGCAGCCGUUGUCUCUGUGUAAUCCUCUGAUGCUGCUCAACCAGUUCCAAACUCAUGAUCCGGCAAUCACCACAAACCUGACGAGAUUAUAUAGCUUCUGUCUGGACAACCUCAUUACUCAAAAGAGAAUGUGGUCGAACGAAGACCAUAUUUGGCUACAUCAACUACCGGCCCUCCCUCCCUUGUGAUCGAGUCCAAGAAUUUGAACUAAGACUUGAACUGACUGCUAUUCGGAUGGAGUGAUCAAGAUGUAAUUUCUGUGACAUGUGUAACCAUCCUUGAUUCAUUGUAGCGAAAAUGAUAUGAAAUGUAAACAUCUUUAGUGCUAUUGCGUUUCAAGCCUUUGUUCUGGCCUA
Molecule: messenger RNA, 1197 nt
Organism: Sesamum indicum (sesame)
Lineage: Eukaryota; Viridiplantae; Streptophyta; Magnoliopsida; Lamiales; Pedaliaceae
Product: nuclear polyadenylated RNA-binding protein
Source: RefSeq, a predicted model, not a curated record